AUGGCUUUCGACAUUGCCGACUUAACUGGCCUUGCAACCAACGUAGAAAGCAUCCUGAAGGAUCUCCCCCAUCUAGAUUCCGUCAUAAUCAAUGCCGGAAUCCAGAAAAGCUAUAGCCUCUUUGAUCCGUCAACUUCUAGCCCCGAAGCCAUUAUCAACGAGAUUAAUACAGACCUGACAGUUCCCACUUUUCUCGUUCGCCUGUUUGCUCUGCACCUCUUUGAGUUGGCAAAGGCAGGAAGUAAAACGAGCUUAUUCUUUACUACCUCCUCUUUAGCCUAUGACCCGCUAAGCUUCUACCCGGCCUAUUGUUCGAGCAAAGCUGGUCUCCAAACGCUGGCCAAAGUCUUACGACAUCAAUUGAGUUUCGCCCCUGAAGAGGCGAAGAAGAAUCUAAAUAUAGUUGAAAUCAUCCCACCAUAUGUCGAUACAGGCCUCGAUCAUGAGUAUCGCGAAAACCUAAAGGUCAUGCAAGGCGGCUCGGAGAAGGCUUACCCACCCAUGCCACUAGAUGAAUACAUCAAUAAAAUUUUCGAGGCCUUAGAGCAGCUUGAGCAAGAUGGCUCUUUCAAGAAAGAAAUCGGGGUAGAACUUGGAAAGCUAGUCGAGGAGACUUGCAGAGGUAGCUUUGGAAAGUUGUUUGAGCAGAUGGGUCUUGCUGUGUAAAUAC
Daldinia decipiens is the source of this 670-nucleotide messenger RNA. Its product is annotated as NAD(P)-binding protein. Gene Ontology annotation, cellular component: membrane. The transcript is spliced from 2 exons. Lineage: Eukaryota; Fungi; Ascomycota; Sordariomycetes; Xylariales; Hypoxylaceae. Bases 1 to 666 code for a protein of 221 amino acids. The record is from RefSeq and is a predicted model, not a curated record. Gene Ontology annotation, molecular function: oxidoreductase activity.